This is a messenger RNA of Vespula vulgaris, 1298 nucleotides long. Its product is annotated as aldo-keto reductase family 1 member A1. Gene Ontology annotation, molecular function: aldose reductase (NADPH) activity. Bases 156 to 1124 code for a protein of 322 amino acids. Gene Ontology annotation, cellular component: cytosol. The transcript has 4 exons. The record is from RefSeq and is a predicted model, not a curated record. NCBI's taxonomy places the organism in Eukaryota, Metazoa, Arthropoda, Insecta, Hymenoptera, Vespidae.
ACUUGUGGUGGGGUAUGUAGUUACAAGGAAAUAUCAAUUCCAUAUUUAACAGUAUAAGUCCUACUUUCAUCAAAGACAGUGCUAAGCCAAUUUGUUUCUGUUAUCCAAAUAAGAUAUUGUAUUUGACAAUAUAUUUACAACUUUACAAUAUAAACAUGGUAAUAACAAAAUUCAUAUCUUUACCAACUGGACAGCAAAUGCCAAUAUUGGGAUUUGGUACCUGGCAGGCCAGUGAAGAAGAAAUAGAAACUGCAUUAGAUAUAGCUCUUGAAGCAGGAUAUAGACACAUUGAUACUGCUACAGUAUAUAUGAAUGAAAAAGCCAUUGGUAAGGUUCUAAAAAAAUGGUUAAACUCUGGCAAAAUUCAACGAUCUGAACUUUUUAUUGUGACAAAAUUACCAUCAAUUGGUAAUCGUCCCGGAGAUGUUGAAAAAUGGAUAAAAAAAUCUUUAACAAAUUUACAACUGGAUUAUGUAGAUCUUUACUUGGUACAUGUGCCAUUUACGCUUGAAGAAGUUGGAGAGGAAUUUCAUCCUAUGAAUGAGAAAGGAGAAAUUAGGUUUGAUACUUCUACGGAUCAUGUGAAAGUUUGGAAGGAGAUGGAAGAACAAGUUAAACAAGGACGAACAAAAGCUAUAGGUCUUUCAAAUUUUAAUGAAACGCAAAUAAGUAAGAUUUUAUCGAUUGCAUCUUUACCAAUUUCUAACUUACAAGUAGAGUUGCAUGUAUACUUCCAACAAGUUGAACUGGUAGAAUUUUGUAAAAGUAACAAUAUUAGUGUGACUGCAUAUUCACCUUUGGGUUCUCGAGGAUUGGUAAAAUUAUUGGGAAAAACGGAUGUCCUUCCAGAUUUAUUUACCAAUCCUGUUGUUUCGAAGAUAGCACAAAAAUAUAAUAAGUCUCCAGCUCAAAUUUUGCUAAAACAUAUUCUUCAUAAGAACAUCAUAGCAAUUCCAAAAAGUACAAAUGCACAACGAAUCAAAGAAAAUAUACAAUUAUUUGAUUGGCAACUAAAAGAUGAAGAUAUAAAUGAAUUGAAUGCUCUAAAUGCAGGAAAAUCUGCACGCCGAUGUGAUUUCACUUUCUUUAAAGGUAUUGAAAAACAUCCUGAAUAUCCGUUUUAAAAGCUUUAAGCUCAUAUUAUUAUUUGAAUAUGAUUAUGUUAAAGCAUGAUAUAUAAUAUUUACUAUUAAAAUAUAUAUCUAUAUAUUAUUAUGGGUGAAUGUUAUGGAUUUCUAAGUAUAAUUGUCAAAAAAUUAAAAUUACAAUAAAAAAUACGAAUUUCUGAUUACCUAUAA